UUUUCUAUAACCGCUACGCGACAGCGCAUUCAUGACAUAUUUUUCUGACAGUAGCCACGCAGAACAAGCAAUAUAAUUUACUAUAGUGCACAAGAAUUGAAGCUAAUUUGCAGUAGGAGAAAUAAGGAAUUCAUACAGCCAAAUCUGAAUAGCCAAUCGGUACGCACAUGCGCUACAGAACCUGGUUUUCCACAUCUUCUGUUUGCUGGCAUUUAGAAAAAAAUUUAUUUCGAAGACACCAGAACGUGAAACGUUUUCUACGAUACCUGCCUCUGAGAUGGGGGAUCAGCAAGACGGCUCCCAGGACAGUGACGAUGCGGACAUCGCGGUUUCUCUCGGUCCAGCUUCUCAGGGCCUCCAGACAGCCUACCUUGUCAUCAGUCUUAUCGUGAUAGUAGCCGCCAACUUGCUUAUUAUUCUCCUUGUGUGCAGAAAGGAAUAUCUCCGACAGCCUCGCUACUUCUUAAGAUGCCACCUUGCCGUCAAUGACAUCCUCCAUGCACUAGUCAUAAUACCGAGAUACCUCGAUCUCAUCAUGCAAAGCAACAGCCGGUUUUACGGUAUUUCCUGUUCGGAUGUACGAAUAUUUACCUCCGCAGUCGCACUGUCAAAAUACGGUAUCUAUCUCCUGAUGGCUAUAGACAUCUACUAUUUCAUAUGUUAUCCCCUGCAGUACGAGACAAAAGUCACCACAUCACGUCUGGCUAUAGGCAUGGUUCUUGUUGACACAUUUUCUUUCAUCUGCACUUCACUGCCACUGAUCCUAGUCAGAGAUGCAGGCGAUAACGUCUCAUGCCUGACCAAGACAAGAUCUUUUCAACCUGCUUUUGUCAUCAGAAUCAUCGGCAUGGUUGCACAGGGUUUAUCAGUGCUGGUUAUUAUCGGUCUGUACUUCAUCGUUUUGAAGGAAGCGAAGCGCCAACAGGAAAGGGAUGAACAGCGACCAGUGAAAUUCUACAAGACCAGAGGCUUCAAGACCAUGGCUCCCCUUGCUAUACUCCUGACUACCACAAUAGUUUCUACCCUGUUUAUGACUGUUACUGUGGCACAAGGUAACGCGAGGGAUGAGCAGCCGUCUGUGGCAGUUGUGAUCUUGGAAAAGGCGUCCAUUCUUCUCAACCUGACUCUGUCGUCCAUGCUGAAUCCCAUCAUCUACAGCCUCCGGUUGCCUGAGUUCCGCCGCGCGAUGAGAGAGAUGUGUGGGCGGCGUCCAACGGCGGUGGCCCCGGCAGUGCCGACUAGUCAGCGGCGGGUACAUGUGAUCGAGGUGCGGGGUUGCGACUCGGCUUCAAACGCUGGGGUUGGUCUGGAUUCGACAGCAUCAAACGCACGUGAAUGUGCCACAGUUCUGGGGUCUGAGAGAGAUGUGCGGGCGGCCUCCAACGGCGGUGGCCCCGGCAGUGCCGAGUAGUCAGCGGCGGGUACAUGUGAUCGAAAUGCGGGGUUGCGACGAGGCUUCAAACGUUGGGGUUGGUCUGGAGUCGACAGUAUCAAACGCACGUGAAUGUACCACAGUUCUAGGAUCUGCCAGCCCGUGACUUCGUACAACCAC
Branchiostoma floridae (Florida lancelet) is the source of this 1552-nucleotide messenger RNA. Its product is annotated as olfactory receptor 6C3-like. Gene Ontology annotation, molecular function: G protein-coupled receptor activity. Lineage: Eukaryota; Metazoa; Chordata; Leptocardii; Amphioxiformes; Branchiostomatidae. The coding region runs from base 278 to 1411 and encodes 377 amino acids. The record is from RefSeq and is a predicted model, not a curated record. The transcript has a single exon. Gene Ontology annotation, cellular component: membrane. Gene Ontology annotation, biological process: G protein-coupled receptor signaling pathway.